Molecule: messenger RNA, 6977 nt
Organism: Cherax quadricarinatus
Lineage: Eukaryota; Metazoa; Arthropoda; Malacostraca; Decapoda; Parastacidae
Gene: twz
Product: BTB/POZ domain-containing protein twz
Biological process (GO): protein homooligomerization
Molecular function (GO): protein binding
Source: RefSeq, a predicted model, not a curated record
GUGGUGAUGAAGUGGUGGUGGUGGUAGUGGUGGUAGCGGGGCAGCAGCAGCAGUGUGAGUCGCGGCUAAGCUUGCCAGUCGGUAACAUGUCUGAGUGACGCCGCCUGCCCCGCUCUCUCUCUCUCUCUCUCUCUCCGUGUCUUGGGAUACUACCACACCACCACCACCUGCCUCCUCCCCAACCUGUGUUUCAGUGUCCCCCCGCGCGCGCGCGCGUCCUUGUGUCUGUGUUAGUGUGUGUGUGUGUCUCUUCCCCCUCCCCCUGCAGGAGUCUCCUUAUUACCUCGUCAGAGUGGCUCAGGAUCCAUCGCUCUCCAGCAGGGUGUCCACCGCCACGAUGCAGGUGGAGAAGCUCGUCUCCAAGUCUUCUAGCAGGCGACUGUGCGGGGACAACAACCUCGACAACCUACGUACGAGUAUAUGGGAGAGUUACACCAAGAACUUACGAAACGGAGCCUCGCCACGGAUGCUGUCUCCAUCCAUCUCCCCGGCCACCUCGCCCACCCUCACACACAGUGGGUCACCCACGCCGCCACUCUACCCACCACAACACAAGAUCUCAGGCAUACCCACCGUCGCUGCAGCCUCCAGAUUCACGGCGCCUGUACACAUUGACGUGGGUGGUUCCAUCUACACAUCCUCCCUGGAGACACUUACUAGGUUUCCUGAGAGCAGACUAGCGCGGCUCUUCAACGGCUCCAUCCCCAUCGUACUGGACUCCCUGAAGCAGCACUACUUCAUUGACCGAGACGGCAAAAUGUUCCGCCACAUCCUGAACUACAUGCGUCACGGCAGGAUGCUCCUUCCAGACGACUUCACCGACCACGAUCUCCUCCUCGAGGAAGCCAGAUACUUCGAGAUCGACGGUCUGGUGAAGCAGGUGGAGGAAAUGAAAAAGGCUCGUCAGGAGGCACGCAAGUCCUUGUUGUCGUCGUCACACUCGUCACAGUCAUCUUCGUCAUCAUCGUCGUCACACUCGUCCGUCAGACACAAGUCACUCGUCAAUGGAAUCAAGAAGGAGGACGAGAGCCACGGAUACGACGUGAUCGCCCUCAACAUCUGCCCGGACCUCGGGGAGCGAGUGAUGCUCUCCGGGGAGAGGUGUGUCAUCGAAGAGCUUUUUCCAGAGGUGGCCCAAGCCAUGAUGGAUGCCCGUUCCUCCCUCGCCUGGAACCACGACCAUCGCUUCAUUAUCAGGUUUCCCCUCAACGGCUACUGCAAGCUUACCUCGAUGCAAGCUAUCCAACGACUCCUCAACGCCUCCUUCAGCCUGGUCACCAGCAACGGCGGCGGCGUCGAGGGACAGCAAUUUUCGGAGUACCUCUUCUGCAGGCGGACCGUGCCCCUGUGAUCAUGCCCCGCCUCAACUCCUAGAUAGAACUACAGAAAAAACAAACAGAAAGAAGUGUCAGAAACAAGAGGGAGAUGGAGAUAGAGAGGGAGAGUUCAUAAGUAGAGUAAGAAGUACUGAAAUCUUUAUGGUGAUGUAAAGUAGAAGAAGGAAGAAAAGAAUAAGAGUAGUACGAGAAAAAAAAAAGAGAAGAGAAAGAUAAGUACGAGGAGAAAAAAUAGUGAGAAAAAGUAGGAAGAGGAGACGAAGAGUGAAAAUGGCGAGGGCUUCUUGGGAUUCUCAAGUUAGCAAUAUAUUCGAAAAUAUUCGCUCAGCAUUCAUCCCUCCUCUCUAUCCCCCACACAAGUUCCCUUUCCAGUAUAAAUCACAUGAAUUUCUAAAACAAGAAAAUGGCAACAGUCCGUUUAUUUUCUAGAAAAAAUUACCAGUGUAUUGAUUGUAAGACAAUUCUUGUAAAAAAAAUCUCUGUUGGAUGAAGAGGUGAGCUUAAGUGUGAUGUUUUGAUAUAUUGGUUAUACUAAAAUGUUUUUUUACAAAUCUUUUAUUGAUAAUGACCGUAGUUACUAUGGAAACAUUGAUGUUUACUAUUCUGUUGAUUGUGAGGUUGAGAAUGGUUAUGGAAAGUGUGGGAAUCAACCUACUAAGGUGUUGAUUCCGACUACCUGAGUCGAUGACGACUGUAAAGCCGAUGACUGAACCGUUUACGUUAGGUGACUGUAAAAUGAUGUUUAUGAGAAUCAUGUUCCUGGCCACCGGGUUCAACGUGGAUUCUUCUGUGCCAUGCUUUGUACACGCUGUCGGUUCCCGAGGCUAUACUCUGCAGACCUACUCAGUGUCCUCAUCCUUGCCUUCCCAUACAACCUCAACACUACACCAUAUCCUUAACAUCUUCCAAAAAUUGACCCUGACAGACAGCAGCUGACACUUCAAGCGUUACUCUGACAUACUACAAACGUUGCCCUGAAGCAUUAUAAAAGUUUCUUCAGUAUACUACGAACGUUACCCUCCUUGACAUACUACUGUACAAACGUUGCUCUAACAUACUACAAAGGUUGCCCCAACAUGCUAUAGUUUCUCGAUGGACUACAAGACGUAUUCCAAGUAUAGGUCUCUACAUACUACGAAAGUUACCCCCAUAUUUUCUGUAAAUGCUCUCCCGACAUAUUCCAAAAACGUUGUGUUCCGACUUACUCCAACCGUUGCCCGACACCCUAAACUUGUGGGCCACUACCGCAACUUAGCCUUGGGAUGACACCAGUCAGUUCAGCUUGAAAUUUUCCCUUCAAGUUAAUCGCUCCAAGGACUGAGUAGCUACACUUACAACUGAGUGAGUCUGCAGACGCCGUCCAAGGGACUGUCUCGCCAGGCCCGACAGUGUUCUGCCAAGUGAAUCAGGAUAACAGCAUACUUUUAGGGAAUAUUUGUAAAGAAAUGAUUUUUAGCUUAGAGUUUUGGGGAGGCGCGGGAGAACGGGUCAUGCUCAGCUGGGGAGAACAACACUCGUCCUAAGAUGGAAGCAUUUUAAUUUUUUUAAUGUGUAAUAAGUAAAUCAUUAUAAAACAUUCACAGUUUCAAUUUGUUUCGACAGUUUAAUUGUUUUCUGUGUUUUCAUUUCUAAUUUUCUGUUGCUGCAAAAGUAAUUUUUUUUUUAAAUUUAACAAGUAUCAUUAUUUUUCAACCUUAUAACUUGGAAGGUUAAAGAGGAAACUUGCUUGGUAAUUGUAGAGGUUCAUCUGGGUAACCACCGUGUUGACUCCCAUCUCGGCUGACAUCGUUUCCCGCUAACCACCCUUCAGAGUUUUAUUGUGCCAUACUUAACAGGAGGCUGACCACUUGGGGGCGGGGUCAACCAACUUACCUAAUCACCCUCGCAUCCUUCAGGCGUCAAGUACGUGUCUUGUGGAAGUGAGUUAUAAGUGCAAGACGCACCAGAGGAGCAUGCUGCUCCUAGUGUGUCCACCUUCACAACAUAGACAUUUUGUUUAACAAUGUUACAUGUAGCCUCUUUCAUUACUGUUUUCUUUCACGUCCCGCAUAUUGGCUUGACCCCAGCCCUUAAGCCUGCCCUCUCACCUGCCGCCAGUGACCCCAUGAGCCAUGACCCUCCAAGGUCAGGUCAGGGCGCAGUACAAAACAGAGGUCGAGGCAGGUCAGAGUCGCCUCAUGAACUAAUGUACAUAAGAAAGGUGGUGUAUUUUUUUUUUUGUUUUUGUUGUUGCAUCAAAACAUGCUAGUGAUGCGAGACAGAAGCACUCACUAAAGAGGUUACUGCCUCUCAAUACAUGAUAUUAUUAUGACAGAGAAAGAGUCUGAGGGGUGAGGUUACAUGCAGGAUGUCCUGAUGAUUCAUUAUGUUUCUCAUGUGUCUUAAAUACCACCACAGAGUGUUUCCCAUCACCUGGAAAAUGAGUGUCCUUACCCCAUUUACUUCAGUGAAUCAUUAGGCCUGAAUAUUAUGUAUCUCUCACUGAAUUAUUUGAGAUAACUGUUAGCUCUCUCACGAAAUCAUCUCUCACUAACCCACUGGGUCUCAACGUUAACAAUCUCUCACUAACCCACUGGGUCUCAACGUUAACAAUCUCUCACUAACCCACUGGGUCUCAACGUUAACAAUCUCUCACUAACCCACUGGGUCUCAACGUUAACAAUCUCUCACUAACCCACUGGGUCUCAACGUUAACAAUCUCUCACUAACCCACUGAGUCUAAACGUUAACAAUCUCUUAUUAACCCACUGAGUCUAAACGUUAACAAUCUCUCACUAACCCACUCAAUCUAAACACUAACUCCCACUAAAUCAAUGGGUCUGAACAUUAUCUAAUAAAUACUCGAAUAUAAAUGAUCAUUCAACAGACGUCAGAGCCUUCACAGAGAUAUUGAACUACCGUUUAAUUUCCUUCUCACACUUACGUUUCUAUAAUAAGUAACUGGUUUUAUUUAUUUUCAUACUGAAUCAUUAUUUUACUCUAAAGUGGAUUCAAAGUUCAGCUAAAUACACUUGGCAAACCUAUACCACUGUUAGGUCUCUCUGUUUAUUGUUUGCGCGCUAAAGUGAUCAACAUUGUAACACAAAAAUUCAUUGUAAUUCCCAUGAACAUUUUUAAACACAUAGGACGUAGCACCAACAAUAUAUGACAAAAAAAAAAACUAAUAUGAAUAACUAAGAUUUCAGAGAAUGUUUCACUCUUAAGCAGAAUUUUUAAGGUCAUGAGGAAGCUCUUAGAGCCAAAUGUUCUCCAGUUUUUUCUGCGUUAAAGUGUCUUUGUACACGCCACAGCGUGUCUGAUUAACAAAAUAAAAAGUCCUGUAGUAUUCACAUGGGGUAGAGGAAAACUUGUGGUGCAUGUGAUGAAAAUGUGGAGAAGUGUCUUGUGAUUCACUCUGUGGUGGCCAGCGAGACAUAAUAAUUGUUUCCUAUGUAAAUAUGAGCCAGAUACAUGCUCAGGAGCAUGAGCCAGGUACAUGCUUAGGAGGAUGAGCCAGGUACAUGCUUAGGAGGAUGAGCCAGGUACAUGCUUGGCAGCAUGAGCCAGGUACAGGCUCAGGAGCAUGAGCCAGGUACAUGCUCAGGAGCAUGAGCCACGUACAUGCUUAGGAGCAUGAGCCAGGUACAUGCUUAGGAGCAUGAGUCACGUACAUGCUUAGGAGCAUGAGCCAGGUACAUGCUCAGGAGCAUGAGCCACGUACAUGCUUAGGAGCAUGAGCCAGGUACAUGCUUAGGAGCAUGAUCCAGCAUUACGAACACAUCAGGACUUCCUGCAUCGUGACAAGAUACUCCAGAGACGAACACAGAACGUGCUUUUCCGGGGAUGCUAUUCUGACCACUCCAGAAACGAACGCAGGAUCCUGGUAUUUCAGACACUUCAAGGACGACCCCAGAUUGCUCUAUUCCAAACACUGAAGAGUGUGGUGAAGCACUCGCCCAUCAACAUUUCUGACCAAAGGUGUCUGACUCCCUCCAGUCUGUCAACAUGUCUGACCAAAGGUGUCCGACUCCCUCCAGUCUGUCAACACGUCUGACCAAAGGUGUCCGACUCCCUCCAGUCUGUCAACAUGUCUGACCAAAGGUGUCGGACUCCCUCCAGUCUAUCACCAUGUCUGACGUUACCCUUGCUUCUUGUCACUCACCCAACCAUUCUUAACGCUUACUGACCAAUAUUACAUUUCUAAAGCGGUACUUGAUCCAAGAAGGUGCGGCCAUGUGUACUUGGUCAAGUAAGUUACAGUGAACACAAACAGUAUCCAACAGCUGUUCAACAGUAAACUACAGUAAGCAAACAGUAUCCAACAGCUGGUCAACAGUAAACUACAGUAAGCAAACAGUAUCCAACAGCUGGUCAACAGUAAACUACAGUAAGCAAGCAGUAUCCAACAGCUGGUCAACAGUAAACUACAGUAAGCAAACAGUAUCCAACAGCUGGUCAACAGUAAACUACAGUAAGCAAGCAGUAUCCAACAGCUGGUCAACAGUAAACUACAGUAAGCAAACAGUAUCCAACAGCUGGACAACAGUAAACUACAGUAAGCAAACAGUAUCCAACAGCUGGUCAACAGUAAACUACAGUAAGCAAACAGUAUCCAACAGCUGGUCAACAGUAAACACAAACAAAGUUGAGAGAAGCUUAAGUGGUUUUGGCGACACAUGGUUGAUUGGAUGGUUAAUGAGGUUUAAAGCCUAUCUACGACACGAGGACCAUUAAGGGUGCACAGUAACCUUUUCACCACCAGACAAGAACAUUUCAAUCCCUAAAAUAGGGAUUAAAGUUCACUCUCAGCAUAUAUACACACUGAGACAUGCAUCACAGACACGCAUCCUGACACAUAGCAGCCAACUCUCGUCACCAGCGUGUGUGGGGGUUACCAGUGUUUUAAGGGAAUAACAUACAUCCCGCACUGCCAAGUUUAAGUUCAUUAUUGGAUGUUAACCAUAUGUAAAAAAACAAAAAUGGUUAAUUUACGUUAACCUAAACUAACAGAGGGAAAAACCAUUCGUUUGGAGGACACGUUGACUAGGAAGUAGAAUUAUGUGCUUACUGAUGUAUGAUCACCUGGAGUCAAGAUUGGCGCCGCUUGGCGUCAGAUCAUCUGGCGCCAACGUAGGCGCUGCCUGGUGUACAAUUACUUAAGUCAAGGAAGGCACUGCCAGACGUAUGAUUAUCUGGAUUCAACACAGGCGUUGCCUAGUGUACGAUUACCUGGAGUCAAGGUAGGCGCUGUCUGUUGUACGAUUACCUGGAGUCAAGAUGGGUGCUGCCUGGUGUACGAUUACCUGGAGUCAAGGUAGGCGCUGUCUGGUGUACGAUUACUUGGAAUCAAGAUGGAUGCUGCCUGGUGUACGAUUACCUGGAGUCAAGGUAGGCGCUGUCUGGUGUACGAUUACUUGGAAUCAAGAUGGAUGCUGCCUGGUGUACGAUUACCUGGAGUCAAGGUAGGCGCUGUCUGGUGUACGAUCACCUGGAGUCAAGGUAGCCGCUGCCUGGUGUAUGAACAUCCCUGAGGACUUAGCUUGUUUACUGAACAAAUCAAGAUGGUGCCAUGAGGAAGGCAAGCUAACAGUCCAGAUUGACCCAAAAACAAACACACACACACACACACACACACACACACACACACACACACACAAAAAC